This is a messenger RNA of Nerophis lumbriciformis (worm pipefish), 2516 nucleotides long. RefSeq lists its product as uncharacterized. NCBI's taxonomy places the organism in Eukaryota, Metazoa, Chordata, Actinopteri, Syngnathiformes, Syngnathidae. The record is from RefSeq and is a predicted model, not a curated record.
AUCAGACGUCUGCUGGAAAAGUGGAGCAGAUCUGAAAGCCAGAAUGGCGAGUUUAGGAUCCAAGAAGAAGGAGAACAGCAGACUCAUGGAGGACUUUCCUCAGUUGAGCAACGAGAUGCAGCUGAGCAUCAUGAACAAGGUGAAGAAAGGAGAGCUGUCCAUCGACGACGCUCUGAAGCAGGCCAGGGAGGACCGAGAGCACUUGCAGAGUGGUGCCGACCAGCAGGAGCAGCUGCCCUCUCAGUACAACUUCAGCGUGCACAAGCACGGACGCUACAGGUGGAAGAAGAGAGUUCUUCAGUUUGACGUCGCCAGCAAAACUCUGUGCACCAUCGAGAAAGGCAUCGUCAAGCGACAACUUCCCUUCGCCCUGGUCAACAGCUGCGACGACGGGAUCGGUGCCAGGUUCUCGGUUUCCUUUAAAGGCCACCACGACUACGAGCUGGAGGCCACCUCAGUGCAGGACAAGCACAAGAUCAUGCAGCUCGUCAACCAGAUCAUUUACGGAAACAUCUACAGUCAUCCUGAGGGGGGCAGUGUAGGGACGACCCAGCAGCCUGAAGCGUCUCAGAGCUUACGUGAAGGCGUCCUCCUGUUGCACAGAGGAGGACUGGCGUCAUUCCGAUGGGUCAAAUACGAGGUGGAGCUGCACCGAGGCCAGCUAACGUUGGAGCCUUUCAGUCGACGAGGCGGAGCCACUGUCGCCACCGCCGAUGGCGAGCAGACGUCUCGGUCGCACAUAAACACUGUGAUCCAUCUGUCGGACGGCGACACCGGCGUCAAGAAGCCUCACAGCGCGGACACCUUCACACUUGUCACGCGCAAAAACCAAUACCAUUUCAGAGUGCCUCCAUCAAGCCCGCCACUUCCAGGUGGUGUGCAGUCGGAGCGGGACGCUUGGGUCAAGGCCAUCGACAGGCUGUGUUCCGACUGGAAAAGGAGGUCCAUGUUCGGGGGUGGCGAGAGCCUCCGACAUCUUAGCAUAGCGGAAGACGCAGAAGAGGAUGACAAUGGCUCCGAUGUGGAAGAAGACCUGAACCCCCCAGCCUCUUUGACGCAGACCACCCCUGACCCGGCUGCCCUCCCACCUUCUAGAACCUUCCCAGAGCCUCCUCCCAAUGAAACACCCAUGCUAAGUGAAGCAGUUCCGUCCCCCAUUAGAAUACCGCCUCCUCCGCCUUUACCCCUCAAGUUCAAGAUUGGCCCGAGAAAGAUCCGCACCAAACCCUUCCACUGGGACACGGUCGGCCCCAAGAAGAUUGCUAAAUCCUUCUGGGGGAAACCGAGUAACCAGAGGAUUGAAGUGGACACGGCCCGCUUGUACCAACAGUUUGCUGUUAAGAACCAGGGGUCCUUUGAAGUACCGGAGCCCAGCAACGUGCAACAACACAUUAUGCUCAACCAGAAGAUUGCACACAACUUCAACAUUUUCCUCAAAAGCUUCGCGGUGCAGCCUGCGGAGCUGAAGGGCAAACUGUUCAUCGUUAACGAGGAAGACGGCGGCCUGUCUGAGGAGCACAUUACAUCUCUGAGGAGGUACGUUCCCACGGAGGAGGACGUGGAGAUGUAUCAAUCCUACAAAGGAGUCGUGAGCGAGCUGCACAUCGUGGACCAGUACAUGAUGGAGAUGUGCGACAUCCCGUACCUGAGCACACAGCUGGACCUGCUGCUGACCCUCAGAGAGCUUCCCAUCAGCAUGAGUGACCUGCAGCCUCUGAUUGGCCGGAAGACGCGGAUGUGUGCCCAGCUGCACACCUGCGGGUCGUUGGAGUCCGUGUUGGAGUACCUGCUGGCGGUGGGCAAUUACCUCAACGAGAACGCGGGAAAAGAAAAGGCCAAGGGAAUCCGCCUCUCCUCCUUAGCUAAAUUGUCGCAGCUGCGUGGACGCGAGCGCACCUUCACGUUGCUGCAGGCGCUGGCGGAGCAGAUCAUGUUGCAGCAGCCAGUCUUGGCCAACUUCACCACGGAGCUGGCAGAGUUUGAGACGGUCCCAGCAGCUUCUGUCAAAGGCCUGACUGCAGAGGUGGACGCGGUGAAGAAUGAACUGCAGAAAGUCAUCCAGUAUGGAAGAAGUGCCAAGAAGAGGAACAGCAACCAUGCAAACUUCCACAAAGACCUCAAGGUGGCCGUAGAGGAAUACAACGCCGAUCUUUUCAACUUGAUGAAGUCUUGCGAGGAGAUGAAGAAACUCUACGCCGACAUUCUGGUGAAGUUUGGAGAGUCAGCCGACCAAGACUCUCAGGAGCUCUUUGGCUUCAUCUGUCAAUUCAUCCACGACUUCAAGAGGGCUCGCGCUGAUGUUAUGUAGAUGACAAAAUGCCCUCACUCCCUUCCACUUCUGUCUUUUUGUUAUUUAUUUCUUUUUUGUUGUUGUUUUUUUCUCUCCAUUAUUUUUGUGUAUUUUUUUUAAACUUUGCAAUGUUCUAAACUGUUAUACAAGUGUAAAAAGAAGUGCACCAUUGUAUAUAGGAGAGAAAAAUAAUAACUACAUAUUGCAAUUUGCAAUUAUUCUUCUU